UAUGAACCAAAAAAAUUCUCCCUUUCAUGUAAUUUAUAAAUUUCUCACAUCCUUCUCGCCUUUGAUCUCUCUCUCUCUCUACUUUUCUCUCUCUCUUUUUUUAUAAUUUUUUAUUUUUCUGAACAGAUAAAAUUUCUAUUUCAGUUUCCUAUUUUGAUUUACAGGGAAAAAUAAACCCCGCAUUUCGAUUCACGGAAAAGGGGAAGGAAAAUUCAUUAUAAACUUUCGCAGGGUUGUGAUCUUGGGUAAAUUUGAAGGCAAAUGAAGCGAAUGGGUUAAUUGUAUUAGGAAAAAGAAUUAGGUGUAGGAAAAAAACUAUGACUGAUUUUGAGGCUUUACAACAAAAACCAGAAUCUGCAAAUGACGUCAGAGCUGAAUUGGAAAGGGGUUUGGAAGAAUUGAUGAGAGGGCAUUUAGAUGAUUGUAUGUCAUUUGCAUCAUGCAGUUCUAAUAGAAAUCCUGAUGAUGAGGAUGACGAGGGCGAUCAGCUUGUUAGGAGGAGGAGAAGGUCUGAUCUUGAAGGUGAUGAUUUGGCUGAGUCAUCCGCUGCUAGAAGGCGGCAUUCUAGGAUUUUGAGUAGAUGGGCUGCUAGGCAGGCUCAGGAAAUGAUGACUACGAUGGAGAGGAGGAACAGGGAGUCUGAAUUGAUGGCUUUAGCUGGUUUGCAUACUGUUUCAAUGCUUGACUCUUCGUUCUUGAGAGAGUCGCAGUCAUCUGCUUCUAGGCGACAAGGGGGGAAUGUGGAGAGGCCUAGUACUCAGGCUUCUUCAAUUUUGCAAAUGUGGAGGGAGUUGGAGGAUGAGCAUGUCUUGAAUAGGGCACGAGAGAGGGUGAGGGAAAGGUUGAGGCGGCAAAGCAAUGCUGAUAGUAAUACAACAAUGUCUAGUACAACUUUGUCUGAAAGUCAUGGGAGUGAAAAUCCUGGGAGCAUUGUGGAUGUGAGUGAGAGCGAGAAUGACUAUGGAACAUGGUCGCAUGAUCAAGGUGUGUCACAGAAUGAUCGUGGGGAUAAUAAUGUGUCUAGUAGGGAGCACUCACCUGAUCUCGGUGAAGUUGAGAGAGAAAGGGUGAGGCAGAUUGUUCGUGGAUGGAUGGAGAGUGGGAUUAGUGAUCAUUCAUCCAAUGUUACUCAAAGGGCUGGCAAUCCUAGAGCUGAAUGGCUUGGCGAAACCGAACGUGAGAGAGUUAGAAUUGUCCGGGAGUGGGUGCAAAUGACAAGUCAGCAGCGAGGUGUUCGUGGAGGACGGAGGGAAAAUCAGUCAGCGACAGUUAGUGUGCAAGUUGAUCCUGUUCGGGAAGGCUCAGUUGCUGAGCAUGAUGAACGCCAACCAGAACAUAUUCGGAGGGAUUUGAGGAGGUUGCGUGGUAGACAAGCAAUAAUUGACUUGCUUGUGAGGAUUGAGAGAGAAAGGCAAAGGGAACUUCAGGGUUUGUUGGAGCACCGUGCUGUAUCUGAUUUUGCUCAUCGUAACCGCAUUCAGUCACUGCUUAGAGGUAGAUUCUUACGAAAUGAAAGACCUGUUGAAGAGGAGAGACCAACUUCAGUAGCAGCAAGUGAAUUAAUUCAGUUAAGACAACGGAACACUGUAUCUGGUUUGAGGGAAGGGCUCCAUAACAGAUUAGCUACAAAUGUCCAAAAUCAAGCAGACAGCAAUUCUGAAACCACAUCUAGCAAUGUCAUCAAUGAUUCUAGACAUGAACUUCCCCAAACAAACAUGUCACCAGAUGUCCAAGGAGAAAACAUUGAGCGUACACAACUUAGGAGUUUGGAAAGUGGCAUCGCAGAGUUGCCUAAUCAAACAGGAGUUCUGGUUAGGAACAUGGCUGUUGAGAGCAUAAGUUGGCAAGAAAAUACUACCCAAGGUGGGAAUUGGCGAGAACCAGCUGUCAAUGAUGAGAGAGGAAACUGGCAACAACCAACAUAUGCUCAGUUCAACGAAUUGAGAGACAACAGUACAGAAGUAAUGGAUACAAAUUGGCAAGAAAGUUCAGUUAGUGAGCAUCGUCAAGAAAAUCCUGGAAAUGAAAAUGGAGAAGCAAAUCGUACACAGGGAGCCCAGAGGGUUUGGCAUGAGGGUCGCUCUCAAGAAGCUGUUGAUAAUUGGUCAGAAGGGCGUUCUGGUCCUCCAAGAGCACGUCGUGCAAUCCCGGUUAGAAGGUUGAAUAGAUUUCACCCACCCGAAGAUGAUAAUGUGUAUGGUAUGGAACUUAGAGAACUUCUGAGCAGGAGAAGUGUCUCAAAUCUGCUUCGAAGUGGUUUCCGGGAAAGCCUAGACCAGUUAAUACAGUCUUAUGUGGAAAGACAGAGUCGUUCACCCAUUGAUUGGGAUCUGCAUAGAAAUUUGCCAACUCCAGCCUCCCCAGAGCCUGAUCAAGAGCAGGAGAGGGGUGAAACAAAUGAUGAUCAGAAUGAUACUAUUAACAGGCCUUCACUGGUGCUACCUUCUCCUCCAGUGCCACCACCACAACCACUGUGGCAUCAUGAUUUACAUCACACUAGGUGGUCUAGGCACAGCAUGCAUAGAUCUGAAAUUCAGGAAUGGGAGAUGAUCAAUGAUCUAAGAGCUGAUAUGGCAAGACUCCAGCAGGGCAUGAGCAACAUGCAGAGGAUGUUGGAAGCCUGCAUGGAUAUGCAGCUGGAGUUACAGCGAUCUGUCAGGCAGGAAGUCUCUGCUGCUCUGAAUCGUUCAGCUGGUGAAAAAGUUUUGAGUGCAGAAACAUCAGAGGAUGGGUCGAAAUGGGGUCAUGUAAGGAAAGGGACUUGUUGUGUUUGUUGUGAUAGCCAUAUUGAUUCACUAUUGUACAGAUGCGGACACAUGUGCACUUGUUCAAAAUGUGCGAACGAGUUGGUUCGGGGUGGCGGAAAAUGUCCAUUGUGUCGAGCACCAAUCGUGGAGGUAAUCCGUGCAUACUCAAUACUGUAAAGAGAAGACUGGUAUAGUUAUAAAAAGAAGAGGCUCCAAGCUGUAGAGAGUCAUUAAAAAGGGUUGUUGCCUUUGUUUGUUCUGAUUAUAUGUAGAAUGCUAUGGUAUGCAAGUUUAUAAUUGGAAUAACAAUUGGCAUCAUUGAUUCAUUGAUAUAUGCUUAAAAAUAAAAUGUCAGUCAUAAUAUUCAUUCCUCA
This is a messenger RNA of Gossypium raimondii (Peruvian cotton), 3121 nucleotides long. RefSeq lists its product as hypothetical. The record is from RefSeq and is a predicted model, not a curated record. Bases 318 to 2924 code for a protein of 868 amino acids. The transcript has 8 exons. Lineage: Eukaryota; Viridiplantae; Streptophyta; Magnoliopsida; Malvales; Malvaceae.